This is a messenger RNA of Linum tenue, 1355 nucleotides long. The record is from the annotation of a GenBank genome assembly. Lineage: Eukaryota; Viridiplantae; Streptophyta; Magnoliopsida; Malpighiales; Linaceae.
UUUGGUCAUCGUCCCAGCUAGUGAGAGUUUUCAGCUCUCGGUCGCACUGAAAAACCUACAAUCUCCCCCAUCAGCUGAGCUCGAUCGACCUCGUCUCGUCGUAACCCAAUCACAGUUCUUCCCUCUGCGCCUGCGGAUUCAAUUCUCCUAUCCGGAUCGUCUCUCAUCGCCGUCCAGCUUCUCAAGUCCAAAACAGCAGCCAUGAAGGUGAGAUCUUCUGUGAAGAAGAUGUGCGAGUUCUGCAAAGUAAUUAAGCGGCGUGGGAGAGUCUAUGUGCUUUGCAGCUCCAAUCCUAAGCACAAGCAGCGGCAAGGCAUGGCGACGUUUGCCCAUGAAGGCCCCUUGUCUGCAGGGUCUAGUGCAACGAAAGAGAUCCCCUCUAAUCUUGGCCUGCCGUCUCUCAUAUCUAAAAAGCACGAGCCAACAAUGAAGUCCGUUGCAUUUGGAUGGAGUGGGAGCCUUGCAUCUCUCCUCUUCAGGCAAGCGAAAUAAGAUACCGAAACAGUCGUUCUAAUGGAAGCGCAUUGCCUACUAGUAAUGUCAAUACUUAAAAGCCUCCUUUACUUCUUCACCCUGCUGAAACAUGAUUCAGUCUGAAAUCUGGGGAGUUCUUUAUGCUGUUUAUCCUGCCACAGCCCUUUCUUCUGUGCAACAGUCUUAUGAGAGGGAGAUAAGAAAGACGGAGAAGUGAAACUCUACUUUCUACUUCGUAUGCUCAUGCUUAUGAGACUAGUUAUGGCUGAGGUGUUGUGUGAAUCAAGAGAAUGUGAUGGUGUUAGACAUGUAGCCAUACUUUUACAGUCAUCCUGCAUAAUGGAUUCGUUAUCAUAUUCAAGCACUGAAGCAGGUGAAAUGAUAAGAUUGUUAUAUGAUCAGUUUUAGCUGGAAUUGAAUCUGCAGAAUCCUAGUUGCACAUGAUCUGAACGACGGCUGACUGCUGCAGUCUUGACGAUAACUGAUGUGGGCUCGGCUAGUUUGAACCGUGUUUGAAUCAUUGGUCAACAGGUGGAAUCAAUGGAAAGGAUUUUGAUCCUUUAGAAAUUUGCCACGCCGUGGCUUCUGAAAUCGAAAGUAAGUUGCAACUGUGUGGAAUGCGAAAUAUGAAUGAUUCUCCACCUUCCAGAAAGCAUUAUUGGUGAGAAAUUGGUUGAAUUAGAAUUGAGAACACAGCAAAGAAGAUAAGGUGAGGUGAGGAGGGCCCCUCAAUUCACAGCCGAAAUUAAUUGUCAUGCAUAAUUGAGGCCCCAAAACCUAAUGCUUAUUCAUGAAUUUGGCAUAGUGGUUCUGCUCUGUUAUCAUCCAUUUUUAUCUUGACUCGAAGUAUGAAUGAUUAUGGGGCAGGUCGGAGUGGGUAU